ACUGUUGCGGAUAUUAUUCGAACAUGUCUUGGUCCUCGGUCGAUGCUUAAGAUGCUUCUUGAUCCAAUGGGUGGUGUUGUUCUCACUAACGAUGGUAACGCCAUUCUUCGUGAAGUUGAAGUUGCACAUCCGGCGGCUAAAAGCAUGAUUGAGUUAAGCCGAACUCAAGAUGAAGAAGUUGGUGAUGGUACAACAAAUGAAUAUGUCGAUCGAUUGACUCAAGCAAUAGUUUGGAAACCUGUUAACCCUGUAACGACUGAUCAUGUUCCAUCUUUUAUAAAACAAACUGGAUCUUUGAAGCAAAUAUAUCAUACUUCCGACAAAACUUUAAAUAAUCCACCAACACCCUAUGAUCUAACCCUUUCGUCUCUUCUAUCAGCUGGCCUUCAUAUAGGACAUUCAAAGUCUUUAUGGAACCCUAACACAUCUCCAUUCAUUUUUGGUAUUCGCCACGGUAUCAGCAUCAUAAAUCUCGAUCACACUUUGAUUUACUUACGUCGUGCAUGUAAAGUCAUUCGAGAAAUAAGUUAUCGUGGUGGUAUAAUUCUAUUCAUUAACACACGUGGUGGAGGUUUUGCUCGUGCAACAAUCAAUGCGGCAAAACGUUGCCAACAAUUUCAACUUACAACACGUUGGUUACCUGGUACCAUAACUAAUUCAUCACAAAUAUUGGGUCAUUUAAUACCAAAAGAACCUGUUGAAAUAUUACCAAAAAUUUUUAAACCAGAUUUAAUAAUAUUAUUAAAUCCAUUAGAAAAUUCGAUUGUAUUAGAAGAAGCAAAACAUGGAAAUGUGCCUACAAUUGGAAUUGUAGAUACAGAUUUUGAUCCUCAGAAAGUUAGUUGGCCUAUACCUGCUAAUGAUGAUUCUGUUAGAGGAGUUGAAUUAAUUGCGGGUGUUCUUAGUGUUGCUGCCAGGGAUG
Messenger RNA from Scutellospora calospora, 922 nucleotides. The record is from the annotation of a GenBank genome assembly. NCBI's taxonomy places the organism in Eukaryota, Fungi, Glomeromycota, Glomeromycetes, Diversisporales, Gigasporaceae.